Molecule: messenger RNA, 999 nt
Organism: Fusarium sp. VM40
Lineage: Eukaryota; Fungi; Ascomycota; Sordariomycetes; Hypocreales; Nectriaceae
Source: the annotation of a GenBank genome assembly
AUGUCUUUCGGUCGAACAGUCACCCUCAACUCGGGCUACAAGAUCCCCCAGAUCGGCUACGGCACCUGGCAGGCUGCCCCCGGUGAGGUUGGCAACGGCGUCUACGAGGCCCUCAAGGCCGGCUACCGCCACCUCGAUCUUGCCAAGAUCUACCAGAACCAGCGUGAGGUUGGUGAGGGUAUCAAGAAGGCUAUUGGCGAGGUCGAUGGCCUCAAGCGUGAGGACAUCUUCAUCACUGGAAAGCUCUGGAACAACAAGCACCGCCCUGAGGAGGUUGCCGGUGCCCUCGAUGACUCCCUCGAGGAGCUUGGUCUUGAGUACCUUGACCUCUGGUUGAUCCACUGGCCUGUUGCUUUCAAGAACGGCAACGAGCUCUUCCCCCUCAAGGAGGGCGAAGACGGCAAGACUGCUCUUGACCAGGGCGUCACUCUUUCUCAGACCUGGGAGGCCGUUACCAAGCUCCCCAAGGAGAAGGUUCGCUCUAUUGGUGUCUCCAACUUCAACAAGGAGAUGCUCGAGACCAUCAUCAAGGACACCGGCGUCACCCCCGCCAUCAACCAGAUCGAGCGCCACCCCCGUCUCCCCCAGCCCGAGCUCGUCGCAUACCAGAAAGAGAAGGGCAUCUACCUGACUGCCUACUCCGCCUUCGGCAACAACUCAUGGGGCGAGCCUCUCCUCAUCAACACCCCUGAGGUCAAGGCCGUCGCCGAGCGCCUCACCAAGUCCAAGGGCAAGGAGGUCACUCCCGCCCAGGUCAUCCUCGCCUGGUCCACCCUCGACAACCACAUCGUCAUCCCCAAGUCCGUCACCCCCUCUCGUAUCCGCAGCAACUUCGAGGAGGUUGAGCUCGACGAGGAGGCCAUCAAGGAGCUUGCCAAGUUCGGCGAGAAGCCCCAGCGAUUUAACAUCCCCAAGACCUACAAGCCUGAUUGGGACAUUGAUGUCUUCGGUGACGAGAAGGAGAAGAGCGCUAGCAACCAGGUUGUUCUCAAGCUGUAA